CAGUGAGGUAAGAGUUAAAUAACCAUGGGCGUCCGCAGGAUUAUUUCCAGAAGGGUGCAAGAAUGACAAGACCUGACAUAUUAAUUCAAAACAGAUUAACAAGUACAGUACAGUAACUGAGUUUCAAAAGGAUCUCAUUCUCAAGACAGCUUCAGUAUGGCAGAACCCGAGAAAGAGACUAAGCUAUUGGGCAGGAACUUAUCACAGAUCCCCUGUUUCCGUGAAACAUUCCUCUACAGUAUCAGCUCUGGACUUGCAGCUGGUCUGAUUAAUUUCAUGCUGACGUCAAGAGUCCAACGCUCAGCUCACUUAGCUUUUGGUGUGUAUGGCUGUGUAACAAUAGGAUACUGGUCAUUCUGUAGAUACAACUUUGCAAAGGAGAAGUUUAAUAUGGGUCGACUCCAGAAUGCCAUGCAAAAACAAGCUCUAUAUGAAGGCACUGAUAUGGAAAAGGAAAUUAAAAGAAAAGAUUAAUGCAUAUAAUAAUGUAAAUGGUUUUGGAUUAAUUUAUAUAUGUAAAUAUAUUUGUACAGAUAAAUUUAUUGAUUGUUAUCCUUAGCAUUAUUUUUUUUUAACUUUAGUGUGGGCUAUGUGUUAUGUAGGUCACUUGGGUGAAGUUAAAAAUGAACCAGAACUUAAAAUGGAUGUAAUGUAUCUUGUUCAUGAAUCUUUAAACAGAUCACCUGAAGAAUUUGCACCCCAGCUUUUUUUUUCACCUAAAGAUUACCUACCCCAAUGCUGUCCUAACCUAAUCCCCCCCACCCCCCCCCCUCCCUGCAAAUAGUAUUAGGGUGGUUAAACUUAAGGUAAAAGAAGAUGGGGUGGAGAUUUUUCAGGUAAUCCCUUUAUACCUGAACUAUAUAUCUAUCUUCCCUGGCAAUUUUCUGAACUUGUGACUCCUUCAACCUUUAUGUAGUGUUCCCAAGAAAACGACCAUUUUCUUGUUUACGGAUAAAACGAGCAUGAAAUUUAAGUUAAGUGUCCCCUAGAAAUUGAAAGUUUAAUCAAGUACAGUACCCCUUAGAAGCCAGUGACCAUUUUCUUCUAUCGGUUGCUGGCAGAUUAUUCCAAGAGUUUAAUUAAAAUUCUCACUCCUAAAAAGUUUGUACUGAAUGGAAUUUCAAAUGGAUCUAAUAUACUGGGGUAGCCGUUCCUUGACUAAGACUGUGUGCCCUUAUAUGCAUUUAUGUAUGACAAGUUUACUGAAUAAAAAGUUAAUAAAGUACAAAA
Homarus americanus (American lobster) is the source of this 1230-nucleotide messenger RNA. RefSeq names its product cytochrome c oxidase assembly protein COX20, mitochondrial-like (gene l(3)87Df). The transcript is spliced from 4 exons. Bases 157 to 474 code for a protein of 105 amino acids. Gene Ontology annotation, biological process: mitochondrial respiratory chain complex IV assembly. The record is from RefSeq and is a predicted model, not a curated record. Gene Ontology annotation, cellular component: mitochondrial inner membrane; mitochondrion. NCBI's taxonomy places the organism in Eukaryota, Metazoa, Arthropoda, Malacostraca, Decapoda, Nephropidae.